Saitoella complicata NRRL Y-17804 is the source of this 842-nucleotide messenger RNA. RefSeq lists its product as uncharacterized. Gene Ontology annotation, molecular function: protein binding. The transcript has 3 exons. The record is from RefSeq and is a predicted model, not a curated record. The coding region runs from base 88 to 723 and encodes 211 amino acids. NCBI's taxonomy places the organism in Eukaryota, Fungi, Ascomycota, Saitoellomycetes, Saitoellales, Saitoellaceae.
CACCUUUCAUAUACCCGAACCUUGACCCUUCCACCCAAAAACCCUCAUGCCUCUCCUCCACCCUUCCUCGAAACCAUCCUCUACACAAUGAUCCCCUCCCUCCCCACCGAACUCCACCACCAAAUCCUCCACUACCUCGCCGCCAUCGACCCAACAACCCUAAUCCACACCUGCCGCGCCGUAUGCUUCCAAUGGCGGCAAUAUGUCGAUCACCAUCUCGUGGGUUCAGGUGUGGGGGUGUUAGGACGGAUCGUGUCGAUACAUGUACAAGCGAGGUUGGAGAUGGAUUUGACGGAUCGGUUGACAAGGAAGAACUUGAGGAAAUUUGGGAACGCGGGUGAGGAGGUGAGGAAGGAGGAGCUUGUCGUACGCACCGUUGACGUAUAUUUCCGUUCACCCUCUUUUAUCGAGGGAUUCCGGCCCCCAAUCCCGGUCGAUUCACCUACUUCGAAAGAGGUUAUCCAUAUCAAUAUCGAAGCUAGGAAUGCGGUCAUCGAUGGCCUCGGACUUCUACGAGCGGUGUUCUGGAUGGGGAUGGGAUUGGAUCGAGCUAUACGGUCGUAUGAGCGGUUAAUUGGUAAGGUGAAGGGAAGAGGGAAGAAGGAGCUUGAGGAGUGUUUCGAGGAGGCGUGUAGGAGGCUGAAGGUGAAGAGGAGGUAUUGGAGGACGCAGAGGUAUGGAGUUAGCCAGCGCAUGGAGGACUAUUGUUGGCGGAAGAUGUAAGUAGGGGUGGCUAUAACCUUCAAGAAUUGUGUCAUGCACUUCUCGUUAUGCUCAUGUCCUCUCCAUUUUCCCACGGUCCAUCCUUCCUGCCCUAUAAGCUAUCAAUAUUGUUCUUGACA